Molecule: messenger RNA, 491 nt
Organism: Macrobrachium nipponense
Lineage: Eukaryota; Metazoa; Arthropoda; Malacostraca; Decapoda; Palaemonidae
Product: adult-specific cuticular protein ACP-20-like
Exons: 4
Coding region: 63-425 (120 amino acids)
Cellular component (GO): extracellular matrix
Source: RefSeq, a predicted model, not a curated record
CGCAUCGAACAGUUCAAUCUCGACAUUUAUCUACUUAACACAUCCUGCAAUCCACGAAGAAAAUGUUUUACAGUGUGGUAGUAAUCUUAUCACUAGCAGCCGUAUGUCUGUCGGACCCUGAAGCUGGUGGUGGCUAUGGACAUGGUGGAGGAAAACAUGGUUACGGGGAACCGCUUCCAUAUUAUUAUGGAUACCACGUGGACGGGGACUACAAAGGACCUCACUUCCACCAGCAGGAGAAAUCUGACGGAAAGGCUGUUUAUGGAUCCUACUCUGUUGCUCUUCCCGACGGCCGUAAACAACAUGUACAAUACACAGCCGACCACUACAAAGGCUUCGUCGCCCACGUCAGCUACAAAGGGAAGGCUCAACAUCCAUCCUAUUACGGACCUGCCGUCGUUUUCGAUCAUAAAGGAUACCACUAAUUGUGCCCCUUCGAAUUCUAUUCUAAUUUUCUGUUUGAUGUGUUAAGUAUUCAAUAAAUGCAUUGG